GAAGUUAGGGUUAGAGGCAACCGGUGAGGCUAGAACCCUGAUCGUGGUCGGUUGGCGCCAAAAUGUCUGUCCGGAGGCACAUUGGGAAUCCUGAGUAUCUGACCAAAAGGAUACCACAAAACCCAAAGUAUCAGCAUGUCAAGUCAAGACUGGACACUGGUAACAGUAUGACUAAAUACAUUGAGAAGCUAGAAGAGAUCAAAAAAAAUUACAGAUACAAAAAAGAUGAGCUUUUCAAGAGACUAAAAGUUACCACCUUUGCCCAGCUGGUCAUCCAGGUUGCUUCCUUGUCAGAUCAAACACUGGAAGUGACAGCUGAGGAGAUUCAAAGACUGGAAGACAAUGAUUCUGCGACUUCAGACCCUGAUGCCGAAGUUGCUGCCAGGACCAAUGGGAAGGGGAGCCCCGAUGAGCAGCCGCCGAGCCCUGUCCAGUUCAUAAAUAGCGUGGGAGCGGGGGACUCCAGUCGCUCGACACUCCAGAGCGUCAUCAGUGGUGUUGGAGAACUGGAUCUAGACAAAGGGCUGGCGAAGAAAGCGGAGCCCAACAGCAGAGACAAGCCGUACCCCGACUGCCCCUUCCUGCUGCUCGAUGUGCGCGAUAGAGACUCUUACCAGCAAUGCCACAUUGUUGGAGCUUACAGUUACCCAAUUGCAACUCUGUCUAGAACAAUGAACCCUUAUUCAAAUGACAUUCUUGAAUAUAAAAAUGCUCACGGCAAGAUCAUCAUUCUGUAUGACGACGACGAGAGGCUGGCCAGCCAGGCGGCCACCACCAUGUGCGAGCGGGGAUUUGAAAACCUCUUCAUGCUUUCCGGAGGUCUCAAAGUCUUAGCUCAGAAAUUCCCAGAAGGACUGAUUACGGGUUCCCUGCCUGCAUCUUGCCAGCAAGCCCUUCCUCCUGGUUCUGCCCGGAAACGACCCAGCCCCAAAGUGCCACCCCCACCGGCUGAGAAUAAGUGGAGAUUUACCCCAGAAGACCUAAAACAGAUAGAAUAUUACCUGGAAGAGGAGCAGGGUCCGACAGACAACCUCAGCCGGCUGAGCCACGCCAACGCCUCGGCCAGAGACGCCAAGGUCCCCGGCACCCGCAGCGCGCAGAACCUGUCCAGCGGGGGCCCUGCCAGCCACGCGAACCCCCGCUCUCAAGGCAGCGGCCACCUGCAAGGCAAACCCUGGAAGUAAAGACUCUGUCUGUCCCACUCAAAUAAAUGUUUUCUCUGCUUCCGGACCCCUGAGCAGUACCCCAGCUGGUCCUUUUCAGACCAGGACAUGUGAUAGGCCCCUGCCCUCUUCCUCUCCAGCUCCAGAAGGGUUUGUACACGAACCAGAGGCAGCACAGGCUCGUGUCCACCCGUCAUCCACACCAUAUUCACAUCUCUGGAACUGAGUAGGAAGAAAGGGUCUCUGGGGGUGGGGG
Myotis lucifugus (little brown bat) is the source of this 1419-nucleotide messenger RNA. RefSeq names its product centrosomal protein 41 (gene CEP41). Gene Ontology annotation, biological process: protein polyglutamylation; cilium assembly. The coding region runs from base 63 to 1184 and encodes 373 amino acids. The record is from RefSeq and is a predicted model, not a curated record. NCBI's taxonomy places the organism in Eukaryota, Metazoa, Chordata, Mammalia, Chiroptera, Vespertilionidae. The transcript is spliced from 11 exons. Gene Ontology annotation, cellular component: ciliary basal body.